AUGGAUGUGGGCUCCUGCAACCUCGGCGGCAACGCCGACGCGGUGGAGUUCUGCCCGCACCGGCCCUUCCGCCACGUCCUGGCCGCCGCGACGUACACGCUGCAGGAGCAGGCGGGGGAGGAGCAGCAGCAGGACCGCGCGGGCACCGUGUCGCUCUUCUCCGUCGAUGCUGCCGCGGACGACGAGUCCAGGCGGCUCCGGCUGCUCCACACGGUGGAGACCGCCGGCGUCUUCGACAUGAAGUGGAGCCCUACGGACCCGGUGCUCGCGCAGGCCGAUGCCCACGGCCGCCUCGUGCUCCGGCGCCUCGAGCAGGAGGACGGCUCGGAAGAAGGUGUUCUUCUCACAGAUGUCUGUGCUGGAGAUGUUUCUUCUUCAAUGUGCUUGUUUGUGGAUUGGAACCAAAAUGCUGAUUCCCUGUCCGUCGCAUUAUCAGAUGGUUCGCUAUCUGUGAUUUCCGUGAGAGAAGACCGCUUGGAGGUAUCAGAACAGUGGACCGCUCAUCAGUAUGAAGUUUGGACAUGUUAUUUUGAUCGUGCAAGGCCAAACGUGUUGUACAGUGGAUCAGACGACUGCUCUUUCAGUUGCUGGGACUUGCGGGAAAGCCCAUCAAAUGUUGUGUUUCGGGAUAAAAAGUCUCAUACUAUGGGUGUAUGUUGCAUUGCUCAGAACCCAUUGGAAGGAAACAUUCUGCUCACUGGAAGCUAUGAUGAAUAUCUCAGAGUCUGGGACAUGAGAUCAAUGGCGAAACCUGUGAAUGAGAAGUCCCUAAAUUUAGGGGGCGGCGUAUGGAGGAUAAAAUAUCAUCCUACUAUCGCGGAUGUCAUAUUGGCUGCAUGCAUGCACAAUGGGUUUGCCAUCGUUAAGGUUGGUACCGAAGAUGCUACAGUAAUGGAAACAUAUUGCAAGCACGAGUCGUUAGCAUAUGGUGCAGAUUGGCAGACAAGUGAAGUGGAAGAACAUAACACAGAUUCUUCAGUUAUUGCUACUUGUUCAUUUUAUGAUCGCCUUCUCCGUGUGUGGAAACCGGAGAACCUAGUCAACCACCCAAGCUUUUAAGUCAUACACCAUCAUUGUGCUUAGUUCUUGUAUCACUAUGGCAUGAGAUGGCCUAUAUUCUGAAUGAACCAAAUUGAUUUCAUUCAGGUUGCUUUUUGCAUUUAUGUCUGUUGAAGUGUAUAAGUAGAUUGCCUAGCCCUUUCCAUCAGUUCGGACUUUUGGUUGCGUUGGCUAGUGCAUGAAGCUUAACAUUGUAUGAGA
This is a messenger RNA of Lolium rigidum, 1260 nucleotides long. Its product is annotated as diphthine methyltransferase homolog. The record is from RefSeq and is a predicted model, not a curated record. Gene Ontology annotation, molecular function: protein binding. Lineage: Eukaryota; Viridiplantae; Streptophyta; Magnoliopsida; Poales; Poaceae. The transcript is spliced from 2 exons. The coding region runs from base 1 to 1059 and encodes 352 amino acids.